AUGCAAUUCAUUCUUUUUCUCGUUGUUUUCUUUUCGCUGAGCUUCAAUGCUAUUUCUAUGCCCGUGGCUCCUCUGAAUCACCUUCAAGGCCGGUCCUUCAAGGUAGAGAGAGUCAGGCGCAAUAACUAUGUCGCUCAUGGACCCGCAGCACUGCGCAAGGCAUACCGCAAGUUCGGAAUUGACGCAACAACCCUCGAUGGUGUGGACGUGAGCGACUUCCAGCCUUUCGAAACCAAGCAUACCACUUCUAUGAAAACUGCAAAGGAAGCCGUGGUGAAUUCUGAACAGACGGGCGCCGUCGAUGCCACAUCUGUUGAUGGAGACGUGGAAUUUGUCUCGCCAGUCAAUAUCGGAGGCCAAACCCUCGAUAUGAAUUUUGACAGCGGCUCUGCUGAUAUGUGGGUGUUGAGCUCGAAACUUCCGAAGUCACUGCGAAACAGUCGGACAGUAUACGAACCGAGCAAAUCCAGCACCUUUGAAGAACUUGACAACAGCACAUUUGAGAUCAAGUACGGCGACUCAUCUUAUGCCACUGGCGGAGUAGGCAAGGACGACGUCUCGAUUGGCGGCGUCAAAGUCGCUGGGCAAUCAUUCGGCCUUCCGACGGAUAUUUCGCAAACAUUCGUUGAUGACACCAAGUCUAACGGACUCGUCGGUCUGGGUUUUUCCUCAAUCAACACUAUCACGCCAAAGUCACAGAAUACGUUUUUCGACAACGUCGCCCCCAGCCUCGGCGAGCCAGUCUUCACCGUCCGACUGCUCAGCAAUGGCGUCGGCGAGUAUGAAUUUGGAACCGUUGAUCCGAACAAGUACCGGGGCGUUAUGGUCAAUGUCAGCGUGGAUUCAUCUAAUGGAUUCUGGCAAUUUGACUCCGCAAAAUACGCCGUAGGAGGGGGUCCAUUGCACCAGAUCACGAAGACACCCUCGGCCAUUGCUGACACUGGCACCUCGCUCAUGAUGGUCAGCCCUGAAGUUGCGGAGGCAUAUUACAAGCAAGUCGAUGGCGCUAUAUACGCCAAUAAUGCCAAUGGGUAUAUUUUCCCCUGCACUUCGAGCUUGCCUAGCCUAUCCGUUGCGAUUGGACCCGGUUAUUCGGUUACUAUCCCUGGAUCGUUCAUGAAUUGGUCCGAAGUUGGAACCAACACGACUACUGGUGAAACAGUGUGUUAUGGUGGCCUUCAGUCGAGUGGAAGUUCAAGCAUGGCGAUCUAUGGCGAUGUGUUUUUGAAGGCCUUGUUUGUGGUCUUUGAUCAACGUGGGCCUUCUCUGGGAUUCGCGGCGCCUGUUUAA
Molecule: messenger RNA, 1290 nt
Organism: Penicillium vulpinum
Lineage: Eukaryota; Fungi; Ascomycota; Eurotiomycetes; Eurotiales; Aspergillaceae
Product: pepsin-like aspartic protease
Exons: 3
Coding region: 1-1290 (429 amino acids)
Biological process (GO): proteolysis
Molecular function (GO): aspartic-type endopeptidase activity
Source: RefSeq, a predicted model, not a curated record